AUGACAGAGCCAAUGCCACCCAUCGAACAGCAGACUCCCACCGAGCGCAGGGAGCAGUCCGCCUCGUUGGUGGGGACAUCAUCAUCAUCGUCCGAAUCGUCGCAUGUCUACCUGCCCCGGAUCACCAUCAAGUACUGUACGCAGUGCAAGUGGAUGCUCAGGGCGGCAUAUUAUUCCUUUUUGAGCAUUCUGUAUUAUAAAGUCGAGAGUGAUGAAGAAAAACCAACCGUCAUCUCGCCUUUUAUUGUUAUUGUUCCAUAUCACUCACUUUUCUUUUCUUGCGACAGUUCGCGCAGGAACUUCUCUCAACCUUCAACACAAGCCUCGGAGAAGUAUCUCUCAUCCCGACCACGGGGGGUGGUCUUCACUGUGACCAUCUUCCACCUGUCUCAGGACAGCCUAGGGACGCAGGAGACUCUCCUCUGGGAUCGCAAGAUGCAUGGCGGGUUUCCUGAAGUCAAACAACUCAAGUCUCUCGUGCGCAACAUCGUCGACCCCUCUCGAGACCUGGGGCACGUCGAUCGUGCUCUGGGCAAGGAAAACAAAGGCGCAGAAUCGACGCCUGUCGCUGCUACUGUUACUGCUGCUGCGACCACCGGUGCAACUACGACAUCAGCAAAGACCGUCGCAACGGAUGAGAAUACACCAGCAGGAAUGGGGGCAUCCGGAAAGAGAGAAGACGAAAAGGGUGAAGGCGAGCAAAAGACAUGUGAGGAUUGCCAAUAA
Messenger RNA from Rasamsonia emersonii CBS 393.64, 726 nucleotides. Its product is annotated as Selenoprotein domain protein. Lineage: Eukaryota; Fungi; Ascomycota; Eurotiomycetes; Eurotiales; Trichocomaceae. The transcript has 3 exons. The coding region runs from base 1 to 726 and encodes 241 amino acids. The record is from RefSeq and is a predicted model, not a curated record.